This is a messenger RNA of Penicillium brasilianum, 951 nucleotides long. Lineage: Eukaryota; Fungi; Ascomycota; Eurotiomycetes; Eurotiales; Aspergillaceae. The record is from the annotation of a GenBank genome assembly.
AUGCCCACCAAAGGGGAUUACCAGCCCCCAAAGAAUGGGAUACUUUCCAAACUUCCGGAGUCAACAGUCCCAUAUGGUGAGCUACUGCGUAUUCACCGGCCACUCGGGUAUUAUCUGAAUAUCUCGCCAUAUGUUGUUGGCGUGGCCUACACUGCAGCUAUUUCACCAGUGACCCUUCCUGCGACAUUUCUGCUCGGCCGUCUAGUCAUUUUGUCCUUAUGGGGCUUUUGCAUCCGAAGCGCUGGAUGCGCCUGGAAUGAUCUCAUUGACAUGGAUAUCGAUCGUCAAGUGUCGCGCACGAAGCUUCGCCCUCUCCCGCGCGGUGCCGUAUCCCCGUCUGGCGCGGCUCUUUUGACUGCAUUCAUGUUUGGGUGCGGAGGCUCGCUUUUGCUUCUCCUGCCCUCGCAGUGCGCCUUUGAGGCAGCUAUUGUCGUCUUCUUUGCCUUGCUCUAUCCAUUCGGCAAGCGAUUCUCCGACCAUCCGCAACUCAUCCUUACUAACAUUGCCUGGGCCAUCCCAAUGGCAAUGUCUAGUCUAGAUAUGAACCCACUCGAUUUUCCCAUUCCAACACUCGCUAUGUCUUUUUCCAUCGCCUCCGUCAUUGUCAUGAUCGAUAUCGUGUAUGCUUGCCAGGAUGCGGAGGAGGAUAAGAAGGUCGGUGCGCGCAGCAUGGCCGUUCGAUAUAUGGAGAUCACGGAUCAGAUCGCCUACAGCCUAUUCUUCUCUGGAACACUCUCGCUUCUUGCCGGUGGUAUCUUGCGUGGCCUUGGAAUUCCUUUCCUCAUAUUCUCUGUCGGGGGCCAUUUCGUUGGCUUCCUUCGGUUCUUGCGGGCAUCCCUGGGUAAUGGAGCCAAGUCGGCCUUGGUGGAGUCACGGGCGAAGUCAUCCUGUCUGCUUGCAACCGUGUUCUUAGUAUUUGGCUUGUUUUUUGAGUACUGUGUGCGGCUUUGA